AUGUCCUUUAUGAAUGACGAUCCAGUGAAUCGUACCAACGUGGGUCGCAUAGCAUAUUAUACUGAUCAAGUGCACAACUAUGAAUUCCGUGUGGAGCACAAGAAUGGGUCGACCGUCAUUUCACCUCGCGAUCCGGGUCAACGUACAGAGCUCAAGAUUGGUAUUUUGUUGCCAUUCCACCAGACAUCUGACAAUGUGACACGCGAGUUGACAAUCAGUGGUACUUCGGCUAUUCGCAUGGCAGCUGCCGAGAUCAACACACAACAAAGGAUACCAGGUGCCUAUGUAACAUUGAUUGAAAAGGAUUCAUUUCCUCAAGCUCUGGAAGGUCAAGAAGCUAUCACCCAAGCUGUGGUGUCGGCCAUUUCGCUUGUGCAACAAGGGGUCAUUGGUGUGAUUGGCGACAUUUCUUCUUCGUGGACAGCCCUUUCAGCAUUAAUUACUUCAACACUCGAGAUACCUCAGUGCUCUUUUACUGCCAUUGCAUCUUCUCUUGCAGACCGUUCACAGUACAGCUAUUUUUAUCGCACCAUCCCAACCGAUUUGCUUUAUGCUGAUGCCGCCCUUUCAUUCGUCGCAAGUCAAGGCUGGCCCUAUAUUUCCUUGCUCUAUUCCAACGAUGAUUACGGCAAUCAAUUAUCACAAUAUGCUGUCAUGAAAGCCAAGAGCCAAGGCAUUCUAGUGAAUGGAUAUCAAAGCUUUUAUGGCGAGAGCGAUCCAUUGCAUCAAGUAUCCGAUGACAUUGAAGAGUUGCUGAGCAAUCCAAAUUCACGCAUUGUCUUUGUGGUGGCCCAAGAUGAAGCCAUGACAACAGCCCUCGUGGCAGCUGCCAAUAAGGGUUACAUGAAUUCGGAUCAUGUAUGGAUAUCGCUUGGACCUUUGCCUGAUACAACAACGAUCCAAUCCUCUAUCGAUGGUUUCAAUGCUAUCUUACAAUCACGUCAACAAGGCCAAACACAUCAACAGCUUGAUUGGUAUGCCAACAGCGACGUUGCCAGUGAAUCACUCCAAAGCAACCAAACCGGGAAUUCAAUGCGAGCCAUCGAUUACAUUGCAUGGACAACACAAGAAUAUCAACACCCAAUCGAUUAUCCUACAGCAUUUUCCGGUGGCAUCUUUUCGUUUGCCCUUGGGAUCAAUCUUACUGGUUAUGGACCUUUUGAUCAAUUGCAACACACAUGGUCACAACUCGAUCCUCAGCUGUAUCCAUCCGCUGGUAAUGCAUCUCGAGCCUCUUCCAAUGUAGCUAUGGCCUAUUCUUGUUUAUGGUCCAUGGCAGAUGGCUUUCGCAAAAUCGUAUCGGGAUCAUCCAACAUGACACAAAUGUUAAAUCAGCUGGUUACACGCCAAUUGGGCGAUGGCUUUACUCCCACGGCUUUCAACACUGGAGACAAUGGCCCUGAUGGACCCAUGAUCUUUAAUGAAAAUGGUGAUCGUGCAGUUGGCAAUUUUCGUGUGCUCAAUAUCCAACAUGGUCAAGAAACCCAAAUUGGCACCAUCUUUGCAGGCAAAAUCAACUUGACAGAGACACCUCUUUAUUAUGGCGGCUCAUUGAUGGUACCUACAGGCUUGCCAGCAAAAACAUGCAUCAAUCCAGGCUAUCAUACUCCCAUUUCACUCGUCAUUGUCGCAUUUACAGCAUUCGGUGUGUUUAUGGCUCUUCUCGCUGCUUUAUUAAUUACCAUUCGUCGACGUCAUCUUGUAUCCAACAUAUCCAGCCUUUUAUCUUGUCUCUUGGAGCUCCUUGGGUUUAUCUUCAUAUAUACAUCCGUAUUCUUCUUCUCAGCAGAUCGCACAUUGAUGGAUUGCUUUAUUAUCCCCGUAUCCUUCCAUAUUGGCUAUACAUUACUACUUGGAUGCCUUAGUCUCAAGUUGUACCGCAUUUAUGCAGUGCACAACAACAUUUACUUGAAAAAACCGAUCGUCACGGACCGGCAAUUGCUACGCGUAUGCCUUGGUGGAUUACUUAUCACAGGAAUUGCAUUAGUGAUUUGGCUGCCUGCAACAGAGGUGCAAACGCUUAGUGUACCUGUAACUUUGACAACCUAUUUUGUGCGAUGUGAUUAUGAAGGCGGUGUGCAUAGCAUGCUUGUUGCAUUGAUCACGCUGGUGGCUGCUCUCUUUUUGGCAACAGCUGUCAUGUUGGCUAUCCGUACACGAGCAAUACCCAAGAACAAGCCAAAGUAUGCGGAAUGUCGGCAUAUCAGUCUUGCCAUCUACAACAUUUUCUUUUCAUCGCUUAUCGGAUUCACUGUAUUUCAUUCGGCAACCGACUACUUUACUCGGCAUUAUCUCUCGGCCGCAAUGAUCGUAUGGGGAGCCACCUUUUCGUUAUUGAUUUUGUAUUUGCCAAAGCUUCAUACAAUUUACAUCAAGGAGCGUGCACGAAAAAACGUGACAACAGGACGCAUGUCAAACACACGAUGGAACAAUAUGAACAACAACGGUCCACAACCACCGCCAUCACCAGGACCACCACGUGCAUUUACGAGUACAACAGGAGGUGGUGAUAUCAUCAGCAUCAAUCGUAUGCUUGCUUCCGGUGCAUUCAGCAGCAACAUGCCAGGAUUAACGGAGCAAAAGGUGCAUCAGCAUCAUCGAUUAGCUGCAGGGGAAUAUGGCGUGGAUUCUGAAGCAUACGAGGCACGCAUGCCUGUACAAGUGGUAUACCGCUAUUUUCCACAUCUAAGUGCGUGGGAUAUGAAGCACAUUGUAUUGUUUCCACGUGUGCGUUAUUUUUCAUUCGUGUCGGAAAAGUCACACAAAGGAUGUGUAUUCCAUUACAAGGAAGCUGUGAUCAUUUCCAAUAGUGGUGACGAACACAUCAUCAAGGUGCGUGGUAAUGGCCGAUCCGAUGUGUUGAUACAGGUUGCCCGGCAACAAGAAUUGGAGCUAUGGUGUGCAAGAUUCAAUAGCUAUUGUCGACAAGAUCCACCACCCAUGCAGAGUGUCGCCACAACCACUGGUACUUCACUAACCACCACAUCAGCCUCCCAGCUUAUCAUUUCGGAUGGCAUUGAGCAACAGCAUAAAAAGGAUGACUAUAGUUGGAUGCUCGAAAGCUAUCACGAAGAAUACGGCUCAUCAUCGUCUUCUGGUUGA
Lichtheimia ornata is the source of this 3102-nucleotide messenger RNA. RefSeq lists its product as uncharacterized. The transcript is spliced from 12 exons. The record is from RefSeq and is a predicted model, not a curated record. Lineage: Eukaryota; Fungi; Mucoromycota; Mucoromycetes; Mucorales; Lichtheimiaceae. Bases 1 to 3102 code for a protein of 1033 amino acids. Gene Ontology annotation, biological process: G protein-coupled receptor signaling pathway; gamma-aminobutyric acid signaling pathway. Gene Ontology annotation, molecular function: G protein-coupled GABA receptor activity. Gene Ontology annotation, cellular component: G protein-coupled receptor heterodimeric complex; membrane.